AAUGACAAUCAGCAAGGAAGAUGCCAAGCCACAAGGCAUAUUUUACUUUGCACAUGACAAGACCAUAUUUAAGGUUCUAGCUAGUGUGGGAUUAUAUAGACCUUCUCAACAUUUGAAGCAUGACAAUUUUGCAGAAUUGAGGAACAGGAAGUGGCGAACAAGCUUUCUCUCUCCCUUCAGCGCUAAUGUUGCAUUUGUUCUUUACAGGUGUGGAUUAGAGUACAAAAUAGGAACAUUCUUCCAAGGUCAGCCUACACCCCUCUCAGAACUUUGCCAAGGUGUGGUGUGUCGAUGGGAGGAGAUAAAACCAUGGCUGAAUGAAAAUAAUCUUACCUGCAACCUUAGUAAAUUGUGCAUGAUGCAUGAUGAACUCUAAGAAGAACUGACCAUGCUAAAGGCAUAUAAUAUAUAAUAAAGCUUUAUAAUAUAGUUGGCAAUUUUGAGGUUUGCAUUAUGUUAUGUUGGGCAUAUAUGGACUGAUUAAUAAUCCCAAAUCAUAACAGAUAAUGGAGAAUAAUAGAGAUUCCUCAAGAAGUGUGGAACAAUGCAUUGCCAACUAGCUUAUGGCAUUAUGAAGCAAUAGUAUAUUCUUUGAAGUACAUUACAGAUAAUGGCCUGGAAAGCCUUAAAUAUGUGGGUUGAGAAACCAAUUUGAAAUGUGUGCAGAUAUUGGCUGUCUCUAUUUCCUCCUUAGGCUUCCACCUUGACCCUCAGGUCAUUUCCAGUGGUGUAGCCCAUUGCCUCCUGGACACCCCUAACUUCACUGAAUAAAAGUGUAUUUUUGCUAGUGCAUUGGCAACUGGCCUCUAAGGUCUAAUUAGCUCUGGUUCAUAGGGAAAGAAUGCAAGACAUGAAGAGGUCAGUGAUAUCACUGCCUUGCCAUCAUCUGUUGCGUAUCACUAAAGCUAACUAGGCAAACUCUAUGGUAUCCAGAAGUGUCUAGAUCUAGAGAAUUGCCAUACUACCCUGUGGGACUACACCUGUGCAUCUUUAAUAGCCAACACUUACCUUUUAUACACUGAACCUGAAUAUGGUGCCUCCAGCUUCAAGAAGACCCUUGUUAUAUACUGCAGCUUUGUUCCAGUAGGAUUAAAGAUUAUAGGUUCAUAAAAAAAUGCAUGUUAAAGCCCCUGAAAGAGUUAUGUAACAAACUUGUCAAGGAAACCAACGACCCCAAAGCAACCACCUUCCUUCUCCAGAGACUGUGUGGCAAUUCAGAAAGGAAAUGCCUGCAAUAUCCUAGGAAUGAAGCUCCUUAGGUAAGCUAAAUAAAGUUUUAUGCUGUUGUGCUAUCCUCAUUCCUAAUACAGUGGUACCUCGAGUUUCAAACAGCUCCCAACUUGAACAGUUAUGUAAAUGUAUUUUUGUAAGUGCUUUUGUAAGUGUAUUUUUAGGGGUCUGAAACGGACUAACCUAAUUUACAUCAUUCCUUAUGGGAACAAAUUUGUUCAGUAUCAGCACUCAGCCUUCUGGAAUGAAUUAAGUUCGUAACUUGAGGUACCACUGUAUAUCCAUUGAAAGAAAAGCUCUCCUUAGAAUUUCUGUACUGUAGUUUAAUAUUCAUUAUUUCACAUAGCUGUCCUUGUGCAGGACAGACAAAGGCGUUUACUUUGAGGAUGGGUAGCUGUUGUAGUUCCUACAUAUUCAGCAAAUGCUCACUGAUAUUGAAUGAGAAUGAUAAUUCCACAGCCAAUAUUAAGGUGAGUAUAUCCAGGAACAGUAACAGGCUUGUCUAUAAUUUUUAAUUUUGCUGGGUUAUCUGCCUGAGUAGCAUCUUUAACCUGCACUACACUUCACUCAUUGUGGCUAUGGAAAGUGACCCCUUAGAUCAAGAGCUGUCAAGAUUGCUUGGCUUGCUUUAUUAACACACAGCACAUCAGAGGCUGCACACAUCAAAAGUUGCACUGGAAUGAAUUGUAAAAUUUCUUGACUAGGUUUGUGCAAAAUACAUAAUACAGUGGCAGUGGUACCCAAUGCAGAAACUUCUCAUGAUUAUAAUGAGGAGGCUUCUUGAGGGAAGUUCCCUGAUAACAGUGAGGGACUCUUGAUCCAAAGAAUUGGAUUGACUCUGAUUCCCUCCUAUUCUCCAAGAUGUGGAGGUUGAGAAGUUAUCUGGUAUGGGAUCUAAAGCAGCAGUUGUCUUGAUUGUAGAGUGAGGGAAAUGUCAGGUAUCUCAAGGACGACUUACAAAGCUUUGUAAGUUAGGGGCCUGAACCAUGGCCAGGAAUUAUUAACAAUACUCAUAAAACAGUAAUCCCUAUUGCCCUACCCAUCAUCAAUAGAAGGGAGGCUUAAGCAUUUACUAAAACAAAUGACCCAUGGCUAAUAGAAAGACAUAAGAAGUGACCAACAGUGGAGACAGUGAUGACUGAAAGGGUACCUGUCAUUUGAUACCCACUUAGCAUUAGCAAAAUAUACUGGACCACCACCAGACAGUGAAGAGAGAGGUCCAAUUAUUAUUCUAAUCAAAUUAAGCACUAAACCCAUAAAGGUCACAUAGUGCUGUGAGAGAUAUGCAAAACAAGCCAAUUAGUAAUUCAGUGGAGCCAGCAAUGACUCUCCAGCUUGACUUCUAUUUUCUCACCAAAGAAUCACAUAUCCCACCUGAUGGCCAGAGUUCCAAGGGCAGGCUUAACUUCCAAGCAAGUGAAAGCAAGGAGUAUACAGGUCACUAUGCAAGUUAAACACAACAGGUCAGUGCUUAGUUUAGCCUUCAUUUGUUGUGGCCACCCCAAGGGAGCCAAAGCAUGGCCACAUCAGCAAUGAUCAUAAUCCUCUCACCACUUAUGUAAAGAAACUGUUCCACCAGAGGGUCCUCUUGGAAAGCCCUACCUUUCAACAGUUUUGAUUUAGUACAUUUCUGCUCCCUGUUGUCAAUUCUCUUCCGCCAUAUGACUCGCACAGGCUUGACACACUAUUUUCAGUAUGAUAAUUCCCAAAGUGUCUUGCACAAUUUUCUUCAACAUGGUUAUGAAAAGCUUAUAAGAAUACAGGUAUAGAAAUUUAAGCAGUGAAUGACUUGUAUGACUUUAGUGCAUUUGCAAAUAACUUCAUUUCUGAAGGAAAGUAAAACAAAGCAUUUCAAUGUGAGUUAAGAUUCUUGUAAAAAUAAUCUAUAUAAUUAUAUACAGUACAUGAUUAGGUGCAACAAAAUAUGACAAAAGCCUAUCACUGAUAAUGGUAAAAUGAACAUAUGAUUUGUUAAAAAAUGUCACCAUUACACUUCACAGGGGCUCAAGGUAUGAGUUUACUGAUCACUAUGAAAGAUGAGUUUUGUAUAGUAUACCCAAAUAUAUAUAAAAUUAGAAUAGUAAGUUUGCUGCUAAAUAGUUCAUAGGCUGUGCUGAGUGAUACGUUCAUAAUGCUAAAAAAAAAAAAAAAAAAGAAAU
Molecule: messenger RNA, 3389 nt
Organism: Cherax quadricarinatus
Lineage: Eukaryota; Metazoa; Arthropoda; Malacostraca; Decapoda; Parastacidae
Product: multiple inositol polyphosphate phosphatase 1
Molecular function (GO): acid phosphatase activity; inositol phosphate phosphatase activity
Source: RefSeq, a predicted model, not a curated record